This is a messenger RNA of Penicillium soppii, 1764 nucleotides long. RefSeq names its product CocE/NonD family hydrolase. NCBI's taxonomy places the organism in Eukaryota, Fungi, Ascomycota, Eurotiomycetes, Eurotiales, Aspergillaceae. The record is from RefSeq and is a predicted model, not a curated record. Gene Ontology annotation, molecular function: dipeptidyl-peptidase activity. The transcript has a single exon. Bases 1 to 1764 code for a protein of 587 amino acids.
AUGUCGGUCAAAUUCAACGUGGACAUCCCAGUGGCGGAGUUGAAGAAGCCCGAGGUCGGCCUUGGGGGGUACGAGCCCUUGAAUCCACGCUCAGAAGUGCUCUCCAAAGGAAGCUCUACUGCACCCGGAAGACUUACUCUACCUUGCGACAUUCUCGUUGAACAUGAUGUCGCGAUCGCUGUGAGAGAUGGCUGCAAAUUAUACGCCGACAUUUAUCGACCCCCGACAGCCCCGGCACGUUCCACUCCGGCCAUUUUGUGUUGGAGUCCGUUUGGCAAGAAAUUCAAUGGAAUAGAGUCCUUGCGUCUCAUGACACCAUGGAAUCUUGGUAUUCCCAAUGGAACACUCAGCGGCCUGGAAAAAUUCGAAGCCCCCGAUCCUGCCGAAUUCGUUAAUCACGGAUACGCUAUUAUCAAUGUGGACUCGCGCGGUGCAUUCGAUUCGGAAGGGAUAAUGGCAAUCAUGGGGACCCAGGAAGCACAGGAUGGGUAUGACGUGAUUGAGUGGAUUGCUGAACAGUCUUGGUGCAAUGGAAACGUUGGGAUGGCAGGUAAUUCACAUCUUGCGAUUGUGCAAUGGUUCAUUGCGGCGUUGCAACCUCCAUCCUUGAAAGCUAUCGCACCUUGGGAGGGAUGUGGAGACCUUUAUCGCGAGCAGUUUGCUCGAGGUGGUAUAUACGGUGGUGACCUGUUUGAUCAUCUCAUCAUCAAAUAUAUUCUGCGAGGCCGGAAUGGAAUCGAGAGCUUCCGACAGAUGUUUGACCAACACCCUCUUGCAAACGAUUGGUGGAACGACAAACGGCCCGAUAUGACCAAGAUCAACAUUCCUACCUAUAUCACAGGGACGUGGACUAACACAAUGCACGGCAUGGGAGCCAUCCGAGGCUGGUUAGAUGUCAAGUCAUCUGAGAAAUGGCUCCGCUGGCAUCCAUACCAGGAAUGGUAUGACAUUUGGGGAAACCAGGAAGCACGACGCGAGCUAGUUUCUUUCUUCGACCGGUACUUGAAGGGAGUUGAAAAUGGCUGGGAGUCAACCCCUCGCGUGCGAAUGGCUAUCCUGAAAUAUGGAGAAAAGACCCCAUUGGAUAAUUUGAUCGAAGAUGACUUCCCACUCCCUCGCACGGUAUACAAGAAGGCGUAUCUCACUGCAAAUGGUGGAUUAACGCUCGAAAAAAUCCCCGAGUCGAGUUCCAUCUCAUACAACUCUGAAGAUCCAAAGGAUAUUGCUAAAUUCACCUAUACCUUCACCGAACGUACCCAGCUGGUUGGUAUACCGAAGGCGGUUUUGUAUAUGCACUGCGAUGAUUUGGAUGACAUGGAUGUGUUCCUGAAUUUGAGCAAAUUGUCUGCUUCCGGUGAGCAACUUCUGAAUCUCAACAUUCCGUGGAACAACCUUCCCGUCUCAAAUAUUGCCGAUAUCCCAGAGGAUAAACGCACAGAGGUUAUUCUCUACCAAGGUCCGACGGGAAUACUUCGGGCUUCAAACCGCGCCAUCGAUACAUCUCGUUCCAUACAUCCCAACUGGCCAUUUUACACUCAUGAGAAAGAAGAAAAAGUCCAACCAGGAUCUGUGGUGCGACUAGAGAUUGGAAUCUGGGGCAUGGGUGUUGAGUAUGAGGCCGGCGAGAGUCUGCAGUUGCGGAUCAGUGGAUUUUACCAGGGAAUUUCGAACUUUGGCACCACUGAGCAUAUUCAGAAUCGAGGAAAACACUGGGUGCAUAUGGGUGGAAAGUACGACAGUCAUCUUAUUCUACCUUUCGUGUAA